GAGACGCGACGCCAGGAAGAUCAAGAACAGAGAGAGGCUCCCCGGAGCCCCCGGCGCUGAGUACAGGGACGUUGUCCGUAGGCAGCGUUCCUCCCACGAGCCAGGCUCCAGGUCCGAUGGGAGGUAACGCGGUAAAGUGGCUAGCUACCAUGCUGCCCGAAUUUAGUGGAUUUGAAGACGAAAAUGUCAAUGUCUGGAUGCGGAGGGUAAAUAAGGCGGCGCUGGUACACGGGGCGACGGAUGGAGUCACGCUCCUCGCCGCCGCUAGCAAACUCACAAAGUUUGCAAGAAAGUGGUUCGAAGCGAAGGACGAUGAGGUCCUAGAGACGUGGUCGGACUUGAAACAGGAGAUGCCGAAGAUGUUCAACCAAAAAACAUUAGUUCACAAAAUCUUGCAGAAAGUGGAAGCCAGAAAGUGGAACAUGGGCCAAGAGACUUUUGAACAGUAUGCCAUUUCGAAGUGCGCUAUAAUGUGUCAGCUUGAUUUUCCAGCAAGAGAGCAAAUUCACCUGUUAGUAAGCGGAAUUCCGAUAGGCUCGCUGAGAGCGACGGCACUGUCAGUAAAGCAAGACACGCUGGUUUCAUAGAUGAGGUCCGCCCGAUCCUGGAGGCCAGCGCGGACACAAGUAGAAGACCUGCUUCCUCUGUAGGCAGAAGGGGCAUCGAGUGGCGGACUGCCCUAAUGAUAAAAGAAGCGGAGACCAGCAGCCAGCACGGAGGCAGCAACAGACGGCGCAGACGGCAGCGGGAGUAACGGAAGAGGCCACGACGGAUGAGGUGGUAGCAGCCGUGGUAGAUGAGACGGGAGCGGUGCACUUGCACACGGUUCAAAUG
Messenger RNA from Monomorium pharaonis (pharaoh ant), 834 nucleotides. RefSeq lists its product as uncharacterized. The record is from RefSeq and is a predicted model, not a curated record. The coding region runs from base 117 to 587 and encodes 156 amino acids. NCBI's taxonomy places the organism in Eukaryota, Metazoa, Arthropoda, Insecta, Hymenoptera, Formicidae. The transcript has a single exon.